This is a messenger RNA of Sesamum indicum (sesame), 3185 nucleotides long. Its product is annotated as hyperosmolality-gated Ca2+ permeable channel 1.8. Gene Ontology annotation, molecular function: calcium-activated cation channel activity. Gene Ontology annotation, cellular component: plasma membrane. Lineage: Eukaryota; Viridiplantae; Streptophyta; Magnoliopsida; Lamiales; Pedaliaceae. The record is from RefSeq and is a predicted model, not a curated record.
AGAUGAGGGCGACCAAAGGAGCGACUUAUAGCGAUUAGCCACCAUCUUAACACGGCGGAGCACCGGCGCAGGAAGAAAUCAACAGAAAGGCUCUCAAAGUCAAAAGACACAAGAAAGGGAUUGUUGUCAGAGAACCCCACUUUCCAACACAACCCCACUUCAAAGCAAAAAUACUAAAAAUAACACAGCCCGCAAUCAGGAGUUGAAGCAGCACCGCCACCUUACUCGAUUCUCUCCGCCUUUCAGAGUUAUUCUUUUCACUGCCCUAAUCCGGAAGAAACCUCAGAAACCCACCUCAAAAGGGUCCCUAGUUUCAAACACAAAACACACACUUGGAGAGGGAGACAACCUCAACAAAAUACUACAACGUGAGACUAACUGAAGAAUAAACCUUGUGCACAUCGACCAACUUUUUUUUCCAGAAAAGCCCACUUAGACAACAUUCUUUCUUUCCGUUCUUGAACUUCCUUUCACAACCCACGUUUAAAUUCUUCCCUUUUCGUGUUUUCGUUUCAUGCUGUUGUUUGAAUCGGAAGCAGUGGGAAAUGGCGAGUCUUGGCGAUAUUGGUGUGUCAGCGUUUAUCAAUAUACUGAGUGCCUUUGCGUUCUUGCUUGCCUUUGCACUUCUCAGAAUUCAACCAAUCAAUGACAGAGUUUACUUUACCAAAUGGUACAUUGCUGGGAAGAGGAGCAGCCCCAGGAACAACUGGGGUGGCGUGGUGGGUAAAUUUGUCAAUCUCAACUUCAAGACUUACUUGACUUUCCUCAACUGGAUGCCUCAGGCUCUCAAGAUGAGUGAGUCUGAGAUUAUUACCCAUGCUGGACUUGAUUCUGCUGUUUUCUUGAGGAUUUACACACUUGGCUUGAAAAUAUUUGGACCAAUAGCCAUUGUGGCAUUCCUAGUUCUGCUCCCAGUGAAUGCAUCUGGUGGCACUUUAUUUUUUCUACGGCGUGACCUGGUUGUUAGCAACAUUGACAAGCUUUCAAUAUCAAAUGUUCGCCCCAGGUCCUAUAAGUUUUUGGCUCACAUAUCAAUGGAAUACUUGUUUACAUUUUGGGCGUGUUACAUGCUUUAUAAGGAAUAUGAUAGAGUUGCAUCAAUGAGGCUAAACUUUUUGGCUUCAAAAGGCAGGUGCCCUGAACAAUUCACGGUUCUUGUUAGGAAUGUGCCACGUGAUUCUGGACGCUCAGUAUCAGAUAGUGUUGAAACCUUCUUUCGGAGAAAUCAUCCUGAUCACUAUCUCUGUCACCAGCCUGUAUACAAUACUAAAAAGUUCGCCAAACUGGUUAGAAAAAGAGAUAAACUUCAAAACUGGCUGGAUUACAACCAACUGAAGUUUGAGAGGAAUCCAAACAAUAGACCUACUAAAAAGAGAGGAUUUCUUGGACUUUGGGGUCAAAGGGUUGAUUCGAUCGACUUCUACAAGGAGCAAAUUAAACAUCUUGAUAUACAGCUGACAAUGGAAUGCAAAAAAGUUCUGAAAGACCCUAAAUCUGUUAUUCCGGCUGCCUUCGUGUCAUUCAAGUCAAGGUGGGGAGCAGCUGUUUGUGCACAGACACAACAGAGCAAAAAUCCAACACUUUGGUUAACAAAUUGGGCCCCUGAACCCCGUGAUGUUUACUGGAAGAAUCUGGCAAUACCAUAUGUUUCCCUCACCAUCCGUAGGCUCGUGAUAGCUAUAUCUAUGUUUGCAUUGGUGUUCUUUUACAUGAUACCUAUUGCUUUUGUACAAUCAUUGGCGAACCUAGAGGGACUUCAGAAGGUUGCUCCUUUUCUCAGGCCGCUAAUUGAAUGGAAGGUCGUCAAGUCAUUCCUACAGGGUUUCCUUCCCGGUCUAGCUCUAAAAAUCUUCUUACUUGCUCUUCCUUCAAUUUUAAUGCUUAUGUCAAAGAUCGAGGGGCAUGUCUCACUAGCAGUAUUAGAGCGAAAAACUGCUGCCAAAUACUACUACUUCAUGCUAGUCAACGUGUUCUUGGGAAGCAUAGCGGCAGGAACAGCAUUUCAGCAACUUCAUGCUUUCCUUCACCAAUCUGCUACCCAGAUCCCAAGAAACAUUGGUGUAUCGAUACCAAUGAAAGCUACUUUCUUUAUCACAUACAUUAUGGUCGAUGGUUGGGCUGGAAUUGCAAGUGAAAUUCUCCGACUGAAACCUUUAGUGAUUUUCCACCUAAAGAACAUGUUCCUUGUGAAAACCGAGAGGGACUUGGAGAAGGCAAUGAAUGCCAAAAGCGUUGAUUUUCCAGAGGCUUUGCCGAGUCUUCAGUUGUAUUUCCUUCUUGGCAUUGUGUACAUGGUUGUUACGCCAGUCCUCCUUCCUUUUAUACUGGUCUUCUUUGCCUUUGCCCAUUUUGUGUAUCGCCAUCAGGUCAUCAACGUCUACAACCAAAAAUACGAGAGUGCUGCUGCAUUUUGGCCACACGUUCAUGGUCGCAUUAUAGCAAGCUUGGUAAUAUCGCAAUUGCUGCUAAUGGGACUGCUGAGCACAAAAAAGGCUGCAAACUCAACUCCUUUGCUCAUCGUCUUACCCAUACUGACUUUGACAUUCCAUAAGUAUUGCAAGAAUCGCUUUGAACCAGCAUUCAGAAAGUACCCUCUGGAGGAAGCCAUGACCAAGGACACACAAGAUCUUGCUUUUGAAUCUGACGUUGGCUUAAAAUCUUACUUGACCAAUGCAUACGUGCAUCCUAUUUUCCACUCCUUCGAAGAAGUUGAACUAGCUGAAGUAAGAGUUGAUAAAAACCAGGCGCAUAUCAUGAAUCCUUCUCCAACCAUUAAUGAAGAUGAGCGAUCCCAGAGCGGCCAUACCGUGUAUCGCUAUGAAUUUGAAUCUCAAACUAGAAUGUAUAGGAAUGAUAUCGAAGCACAGCCAUGAUGUUUAGUCCUAUCUAGCAUUAAGCCCUGACCGCGUUCUUGCCCUCGUCAGAUAGGUUAACAUUUGUAUGAUAUAGUCAGCUGUAAGGUUUGUUGAUUGAUGUAGUUGGAAAUGGGCAAUGGGUUGGUUGUUGCUUCUGUGUUCUUGAAGCUGGUGGCUGGCAAUGGCUCCAUACAUUGUUGGCAUUCAAUUCAGCGAGGGAUUCAGUUCACGACCUCAUGAUACGAUAUCUAGCUUCGCCAACUAAAUUAAAUUUCAUUAGUUAUUUUAUUUGAAAUGUUGGGCAUAUUUUUAAAAAGGGUAAAUUAUAGC